Messenger RNA from Gastrolobium bilobum, 225 nucleotides. RefSeq names its product receptor protein kinase TMK1-like. The coding region runs from base 1 to 225 and encodes 74 amino acids. The record is from RefSeq and is a predicted model, not a curated record. The transcript is spliced from 2 exons. Lineage: Eukaryota; Viridiplantae; Streptophyta; Magnoliopsida; Fabales; Fabaceae.
AUGAGUAUUCACACCGUAACUGAGUUAGUUAGCCAUUGUUGUGCCAGGGAACCAUAUCAAAGACUUGAUGCAGGUCAUGCUGUUAAUGUGCUUUCUUCUCUUGUAGAAAGCCAAAUGGAACCAUCUUCUUCUUCACUCCUUCUAAGAUUAGAUAACACACGCAUAAGCAUACCUACGCAUCCAUAUGGAUUUGCCAAGUCUUUCACAUCAACAGAUGGUAGGUGA